Messenger RNA from Canariomyces notabilis, 1088 nucleotides. RefSeq names its product adenine phosphoribosyltransferase. Gene Ontology annotation, molecular function: adenine phosphoribosyltransferase activity; AMP binding; adenine binding. NCBI's taxonomy places the organism in Eukaryota, Fungi, Ascomycota, Sordariomycetes, Sordariales, Chaetomiaceae. Bases 328 to 987 code for a protein of 219 amino acids. Gene Ontology annotation, biological process: adenine salvage; AMP salvage. The record is from RefSeq and is a predicted model, not a curated record. Gene Ontology annotation, cellular component: cytoplasm. The transcript has 3 exons.
GUUAGAGGGACGUACCGUGCAUACUGCGUACCUUAGCAGACUGAAUUAUCCAGGUUGUGCAAGUCGGUCAGUAUGGACUGCACCGUAGCUUCACACCUUCACCCCACCUUCGCAUCCCACUAGGCAAAAAUCUGUUCUACACUGCUCAGCUCUUAACGUCUUUUUGGCGUGAAACUGGACUUCUCUCAGCAGAAAGAUAGAUAAGAUAGGACACACUAAGGGCGGGGGAGUUGUUAUCCAGGAAAGGAAGCUCGGUAUCGCAGGGGAAGACCUCCCGCUUCCACUUGGGGAACACCUCAACUUUAUUGAGCACAUUGCCAGUUCUCAAUGCUAGCCGCCACUCUGGCUAGCAGCACUGUUAUUAGCGACCCCAACUCCGCCACGUCCUCCAGCGAUGCCUCGGGACGACAGCCCUCCGCCGCCGCCGCCGGUGCCGCCGAACUCGCCCGUACAAAGAUAACUCUGCUCGGUGCGCUAAAGCACUUCCCCGACUUCCCGAUUCCCGGCAUCAAGUUCAUCGACAUUCUGCCUCUAUUCCAAGACGUGACCACCCAUGCGGCCCUGCUGCGUGCCCUCGAGCUUCAAGUGCUCGAGUUUGGCAGCGACGCAAAGCCAGACGUGAUAGUGGGGCUGGACGCCCGAGGUUUUCUCUUUGGGCCCUCGCUCGCACUGCGACUCAAUGCGAGCUUCGUGCCCGUCCGCAAGAAGGGCAAGAUGCCGGGCCCCUGCGUGACGGCUGCCUACGAGAAGGAAUACGGAACCGACUACUUUCAAAUGCAAGAGGGCGCUGUGAAGCCUGGCCAGAAGGUGCUUGUGGUGGAUGACAUUAUCGCUACUGGUGGCUCCGCGGCUGCUGCCGGAUCGCUCGUCAAGCAGCUCGGAGGUGAACUGAUUGGAUAUCUCUUCAUCCUGGAGAUUCCUGUCCUCAAUGGGCGCUCCAAGCUCGAGGGCGUUCCAACGGUCACACUCCUUGAGACGAACGAGUGAAAUGAAGGCCGACAUCGGCCGACUCACCUUCCAAAUCCGCUUUUCUACUACAUGCUUACGCACCCACACAAGAGCCUGGAUUAAUGUCGGCGGAUGAGAAA